AUGGAGAGCUCUGGGCUGAUGUCCUCGUUGAGGAACCGGGUGCUGGGGGGCUUCGUGGAGGCGGAUUUCCAGUCGUCGGCGCCGCCGCCGUCUGAGGGCCAGAUCAGCGCCGUCCGAGGCCGGGGAGCGGCGCCCGAGAGGGCGACGUUCGAGGACGACGAUCGAUGGGUGACCAUCCUUGUGUCUGUCUUGAAAAUCGUCGCCUGUUUUGUGACGAUGAUGGCGACGACGUUCCUGUGGGCGCUGAUCAUGUUCAUGCUCCUCCCAUGGCCCUACGCCCGCGUCCGCCAGGGUAACCUCUAUGGUCACGUCACCGGGAGGCUCAUGGUGAGCUCUCUCUCUCUCUCUCUCUCUCUCUCUCUCUCUCUCUCUCUCUCUCUCUCUCUCUCUCUCUCUCUCUCUCUCUCUCUCUCUCUCUCUCUGUCCCCCACCCUUUCCAUCCACUGUCGGACAUGGUUUUUUCAAGACCCUUUACGUUGUAAACCAUUUAGCGAGAAAAAGAGCGAUCUUUUCACGGAAAGAUUGUCUAAUUCAUUUCUUAUCUUAGAAACCUCGAUAUGAUCAAUCUCCGCAUAUUAUUCAGUUCAUCUCUCUGCGUUUGUCUGCUUCCACACAUCUCGUUAAUUCAUCAAGUAGCACAACGCCUGAUCCGAAGAUCAAGUCACCGCUUCCUCUUUCUGUAACCCAUAAGAAUUUAUCAACGUAAUAGGAACCAAAUACUUCGAUGAUUUCUGGAUUUUCCGUCAACGAAAUAAUAUAAAAAAACGAUAAACAAAUCCCUCUCGUCCUAGAAAAAGAUCUUGGCCCGAUUUUUCUAUUUCAACCAGAUAUCGUGAGGGUCAGAAUGGGAUCCUAGCGAUCAGCGGGCGCAGGUUUUCAGUGCCUAAUCUCCUCUUCAUCUUAUCUUCGCUUCUUCCUUCGCUUUUUUUUUUUUUUUUCCUUUUGUGGGUGUUCAAUGUCUCUGCAAUGAAUUCGAUGCCAUGCUUCAGUCAUCAAAAUGCUCAAUUAUGGCAACUCAUAUGAUGCCCAUGCAUCCUAUUCUACCUCUACAUUUUUUUUCUAAAAGUUUGGAUGCAUUUCUUCCGGGAUUCAUCGAUGAACCCUCAGAAUAUAUACGAUGUAGAUCCCGCGGCUUGUGAAUCAUCAACCAUUUUUCCUGGAAGGCCGGAGUUAAAGAUUCCGUUGACUAUCUGUGGGCGGGUUGACCAGCUAGAUAAGCCUUAUUCACCCUUUUAUAUCCCUGUUUUCUGCUUUAAUUUGUCAAACCCAUCUCCGAUUUUUACGCCAUAAAAAAAUCAGUUUUUUCAGGCUCACAGAUCUCAGAUUUUUACUAUUUUAUUUAUUUACUUAUUUAUUGAUGGGGGACCGUUCUUAGAAUCCACCACCACCACCACCAUCCCCUCUUAUACUCCUAUUUUCUGCUUAAAUUUAUCGAAUCCAUUUACAAAUGUUACACUAUUAAAAAGAAAUCACUUUUUCAGGCUACAUCACACAUUUUUAUUAUUUUCUUAUUUUUCUUAUUUUCUUACUUUCUUAUUUUCUUAUUGAUUCAUUGAUGUGGGGAUCAUAUUCUUAGAGUCUGUAUCCGUUCUGUAGAUGACGAUAUUGGGGAACCCCAUAACAAUAAAAGGCUCAGAAUUCGCCAGCACGAGGGCCAUUUACAUCUGCAACCACACGUCGCCGCUGGACAUCUUCCUGAUCAUGUGGCAGACCCCCAUCGGCACCGUCGGCAUCGCCAAGAAGGAGGUCAACGCCCUCUUCUUCUUCUUCGAAAAAAUUGAAUCAAUGAACGAAUCGGGCGAACGUGUUUGUUGGGUGCAGAUCAUCUGGUACCCUCUCUUCGGGCAGCUCUAUGUGCUGGCGAACCAUCUCCGCAUUGACCGCUCUAACUCCACCGCUGCCGUCGAGUCGGUCAGAGAGGUAAUUUAUUGCCAGUAAUCACGACCAAUAAUACUCGAUCGAUAAUCUUUCUAACCCUUCUCCGGUGGCGGCGCCGCCACCGGCGCCGGCGAAGCCCAGGCGGCGCGCGCCGUGGUCAAGAACAACCUAUCCCUGAUCAUCUUUCCCGAGGGCACUCGAUCCCAGUCCGGCAGGCUCCUCCCCUUCAAGAAGGUACCGGGUUCUCUCUCUCUCUCUCUCUCUCUCUCUCUCUCUCUCUCUCUCUCUCUCUCUCUCGCUCGCUCUCGCUCGUUAUCUAUCCAUCUGUCUAUCGAGCUGGUGGGGGUUGACUUUCCAUUUUCUGGUGGCGACGAUGCGCAGGGAUUUGUACACUUAGCACUGCAGACGGGGCUGCCGAUAGUGCCGAUGGUGGUGACGGGGGCGCACAAGGCAUGGAGGAAGAACAGCCUGCGGGUGAGGCCGGCACCGUUGACCGUGGAGUUCCUCUCCCCAAUCAAGACCGACGGGUGGGACCCAACCAGGAUCAACGAUUACGUAGAGAUGGUCCACGCUCUGUACUCCCGCCACCUCCCCUCCUCCCAGAGGCCCCGCUCCGCUGAAGAUAGAUAG
Molecule: messenger RNA, 2508 nt
Organism: Spirodela intermedia
Lineage: Eukaryota; Viridiplantae; Streptophyta; Magnoliopsida; Alismatales; Araceae
Source: the annotation of a GenBank genome assembly